GAAGAUGGCGACGCGAGCGGGCGGCCUGCCGGCCCGGCGCCUGCCGCUGCUGCUGGCGCUGCGGGGCGGCGCCCCCGGCCCGGCCAGCCGCGGCCCCGGAGCCCGAGGUUAUUCCAAAAACAAUGAAAGCAGCUGGUUUCGCUCCCUCUUUGUCCACAAGGUGGAUCCCCGAAAAGAUGCUCAUUCCAAUCUCCUGUCCAAGAAGGAGACAAACCACCUCUACAAGAUCCAGUUCCACAACGUGAAGCCCGAAUGCUUGGAUGCCUACAACAGCCUCACGGAACAAGUCCUUCCCAAGUUGCAUUCAGACACAGGGUAUCCGUGUGACCUGGUUGGCAACUGGAAUACUUGGUAUGGCGAGCAGGACCAGGCAGUGCAUAUCUGGAGAUUCAUCGGCGGCUACCCGGCCCUCAUGGAGUGCAUGAACAAGCUGAGGGAAAACCAGGAAUAUUUGGAAUUCCGCAAGGAGAGGAGUAAAAUGCUCCUUUCCCGAAGGAACCAGCUGCUCCUGGAGUUCAGCUUUUGGAACGAGCCUCUGCCGCGAGCCGGUCCCAACAUCUACGAGCUGAGAACGUACAAGCUGAAGCCCGGGACCAUGAUUGAGUGGGGAAACAACUGGGCUCGGGCAAUCAAACAUCGUCAAGAUAACCAGGAAGCGGUGGGCGGCUUCUUCUCCCAAAUUGGAGAGUUAUACAUUGUACAUCACUUGUGGGCCUACAGAGACCUGCAAUCUCGAGAGGAGACGAGGAACGCUGCCUGGAGGAAGCGAGGAUGGGAUGAAAACGUUUAUUACACAGUUCCUCUGGUUCGAAGCAUGGAAUCUCGGAUCAUGAUUCCCUUGAAGAUUUCACCGUUGCAGUGACGCUGCCUUCCCCGGGCAGCACAAGCCGCAGCUGUCACACGGGGAAAACAAAUGUUACAUUUCCUCCCCGGCCCCCUGCCCUGAAAUGAUCUGUGUUACUUCCUGUCCUUCUGCCCUUUCCUUUUCUGCUUUGGUAAGAGAGAUCUGUCCUUUUUCCCUUCCACCUUUCCUUCCUUCCAACCUCCAGCCUGUUGAUUUCCCGUGUGCUGGACCUGCGAAUGCUUGGCUUGCGCUCCAGAGGGAGAGGAGAAUCAUGUAUUGGAUGGGUGGCCGUUGACACGAUGAGAGCUGGGCUCGGUGCCUGCUGCGGAUGCUGGAACGAGGGGGUGAAUGCUUUUAAAGAUUUUUGCAGCAGAUUCUCUUGCCGAGCGUCCAGCCUCUUCACUGCAGGGGGAAGGUGAGCCCUCCACCCUCGCUUAGUGGAACAAGCAUUUUGACAUCUGGAAGUAUGUAUGUGGGCCUGCUGUGGCUGCGGAUGCCUUUGGCAGGCGUGUGAGAUUUAGUGACUUAAAGAGAAUGUGCUUGAUGAUGAUGAUGAUGAUAAUAAUAAUAAUAAUAA
Candoia aspera is the source of this 1421-nucleotide messenger RNA. It is a transcript of the gene NIPSNAP1, whose product is annotated as nipsnap homolog 1. The record is from RefSeq and is a predicted model, not a curated record. The coding region runs from base 5 to 862 and encodes 285 amino acids. Gene Ontology annotation, cellular component: mitochondrion. Gene Ontology annotation, biological process: sensory perception of pain. The transcript is spliced from 10 exons. Lineage: Eukaryota; Metazoa; Chordata; Lepidosauria; Squamata; Candoiidae.